GACGUCUUUCAACCGACAUGUUCUGCUGUGGGCAGAGACGCUUUGCGACAGCAAAUCAGAAGGUGGACGAUCAGGAGAGUUGCUUCUAUGGCAGGCCUGAAGAUGUUCCAGGAGAGGUUCACAUGCUUAUAGUGGGGCUGGACUACAGCUGCGAUCGAGUCUCCUGGGCUGGGAAGAAUGUCUUGGAUACGAAAUAUGCCGUUGACAUGAUGGAAGAUUUGGCACGAUGCAGUGAAGUGGCAUCGUUGGAGAAAUUGUGGAACCAACAAUGCACCAAAGAGAAUGUCAUUGCAAAGAUCCAGGAGGUUGCUGGAAGGUGUGGCGAAGACGACUACUUUAUCUUUUACUACACUGGUCAUGGUGAUCAGCUCAUCAGUCAAGACGACGAUGAAGAAGAGACGCAUGACCAGUGCUUUUGCCUUGUGGAUGCGAAUGGAAGCACAGACGAUGCAACCAUGACAUAUCGUCAUCAAGUUUGGCUCAGAGAUGAUGACUUUGUUGAUGCAGUCCUAGAAGCUAUUGACGAGACUGCCAAUGUGUUGGUUUUAGUGGAUGCAUGCCACUCGGGAACCAUUUGCGAUUUCAAUUCUGGCCUGUGGGCUGAAAGAGGACAGAAGGCGAUAAGCAUCUCAGGCUGUGCAGAUGCUCAAACGUCUGCUGGCACUGGAAAAGGUGGCCACUUUACUCGUGCACUCACACGAUCAGUACAGGAACUGCAAGCACAGCUUGGCUUGGACGCAAACUACAGUGUUGGCCAGCUGUACAACAAAACCCUUGAAAACUAUGAGGAGAGCAAGAAUCAGGGACAUCGACAGGACAUUGAGAUCCAUGGUUGCGCAGUCUACCCCGCCGAGAUGGUCUGGCCACUUGCUCCAAGGCAACCUUACAUAUCCCGAGCAAAUAUGCAGGGGAUGACCUCGCAGAACCACUUUCAGCAUCAAGGAAUGCAGCCUGCCCCUGCAAACUGGAGUCUUGCAGGCUGA
This is a messenger RNA of Cladocopium goreaui, 983 nucleotides long. Lineage: Eukaryota; Dinophyceae; Suessiales; Symbiodiniaceae. The record is from the annotation of a GenBank genome assembly.